UUUGACACGUUGCUUCCUCCCGUAGCCGCGGUGGACAGUUCCUUUGGCCUCCGCGGACCGAGGCAAACCGCCUGCACCGUGGAAGGGUGAUGGUGAAGGUCGUUUCGGGGGUGCGCUCGCCCCUGACUCCGCAGCGUUGUGAGUCAGAUGAGAGAGGGUCAGAUGCAGCCUGUGGGCUUGUUCCGCACGGGAGGCUAACAGAAUUACCCUUCAGCGUGAGCUUUAUCGGGAGAGCCUCGUGGCCGUGGCGGGCCGCGACCCGGCCUUGAGGUGGGAGGAUGUUUCGAGAGCGUUAGGAGAGGUAGCUGCGUGUCCAGUGCGGCGGGGACGCCGGGCAAAAGCAACCGCGAAGUCCGGCGCUGAGGCCUCCGGAGGUGCUGGAGUCGGACGUGCCAACUUCGGUAACGCUCUUGAAAAACCUCCAGGAGCAGGUGAUGGCUGUAACUGCACAAAUACAAGCACUGACAAAGAAGGUUCGAGCUGGGACAUACUCUACAGAGAAGGGUCUGAGCUUCUUGGAGGUGAAAGACCAGUUGUUGCUCAUGUACCUGAUGGAUCUGAGCCACCUCAUCCUGGACAAAGCCUCCGGAGGGUCUCUGCGUGGACACCCUGCGGUUUUGAGGCUGGUGGAGAUUCGAACGGUUUUAGAAAAACUUCGUCCCUUGGACCAAAAACUGAAGUAUCAAAUUGACAAACUGGUCAAGACUGCAGUGACGGGCAGCCUCAGCGAGAAUGACCCACUGCGUUUUAAGCCUCAUCCUAACAAUAUGAUAAGCAAGUUGAGUUCUGAGGAUGAAGAGGAAGAUGAAGGAGAGGAGGGCCAGUCUGAGGCUUCAGGAAAGAAAUCUAUAAAAGGAGCGUCUAAGAAGUAUGUCCCACCACGCUUGGUUCCAGUACAUUACGAUGAGACAGAAGCUGAGCGGGAGCAGAAGCGACUGGAAAAAGCCAAGAGACGGGCACUGAGCAGCUCUGUCAUCCGAGAGCUGAAGGAGCAGUACUCAGAUGCCCCAGAGGAGAUCCGUGACGCCCGGCAUCCGCACGUCACUCGGCAGAGUCAGGAGGACCAGCAUAGGAUUAAUUAUGAAGAGAGCAUGAUGGUGCGAUUAAGUGUUAGCAAGCGAGAAAAAGGACGGCGAAAGCGAGCAAGUGUGAUGAGCUCACAGCUUCACUCCCUCACACACUUCAGCGACAUCAGUGCUUUGACGGGAGGAGCCGCCCAUCUUGACGAAGACCAGACCCCUGUUAAAAAGCGGAAGAAGAUACCCAAGAAAGGUCGGAAGAAGAAAGGUUUUCGGAGGCGCAGGUGACAUGCUUACACACUUUAUCAUCCGGGGAUGCUUCUAACCUCACUGUAUGUAGGUGUAUCCUUGGGCUCUGUUUGCCUUGGAAAUGUGGAAAUAUCUUUACUAAAUAAAAUUGGUUUUGUUUAUGAAUGAA
Messenger RNA from Meriones unguiculatus (Mongolian gerbil), 1437 nucleotides. It is a transcript of the gene Ngdn, whose product is annotated as neuroguidin. Gene Ontology annotation, biological process: maturation of SSU-rRNA from tricistronic rRNA transcript (SSU-rRNA, 5.8S rRNA, LSU-rRNA). Gene Ontology annotation, cellular component: nucleolus; small-subunit processome. The transcript is spliced from 11 exons. The coding region runs from base 435 to 1307 and encodes 290 amino acids. Lineage: Eukaryota; Metazoa; Chordata; Mammalia; Rodentia; Muridae. The record is from RefSeq and is a predicted model, not a curated record.